AUAAACCAAUUUCUUCCCCAUAAAAAAUACAAAUACAAAAGAGUUUCGCGGCUAUUACCCCCAAAUAUUUUCAAUCAUCUUCUCCCCCAUUUUAUCUGCCGCAAGUUUAUUCAAAAUUAACCUAACGAAUUUCUCUCAUCUGUAUCGCAGCUCAUGGUUCUGAGAUUUGAUUGAGAAGCUGAAUCAGUUUCAAUUGAUUUUAGGCAUGGCUCCAGCAAGAAAAUCUAGAAGUGUAAAUAAGCGGUUUUCUCCUACAACUGAAAUCUCUCCCAGUAAAGAUGACAGUGCGAAGAAAAACUUGCGGAAGAGGAAGUUGUCCGACAUGCUUGGUCCUGAGUGGAGUGAGGAAGACCUGACACGCUUCUAUCAAGCAUACCGCAAGUAUGGUAAAGAUUGGAAAAAGGUUGCUGCUGCAGUGAAACCCCGAACUUCAGAAAUGGUGGAAGCUCUUUACAUGAUGAAUAGGGCUUAUUUAUCUCUUCCAGAGGGGACUGCAUCUGUGGUUGGGCUGAUUGCCAUGAUGACUGAUCACUACUGCAACUUGGCAGCAAGCGACAGUGAGCAAGAAAGUAAUGAGGAUGCUGGAACGUCUCGAAAACCUCAAAAACGUUCUCGGGGUAAAGUUCAGUCUAAUAUUUCUAAAGCAUCUGAGAUGACAUCUCCGACAUUAGCAGCUAGUCAUGGUUGUUUAACUUUGUUGAAGAAGAAGCGUUCAGGAGGAAGCCGGCCUCGUGCUGUUGGGAAAAGAACUCCACGCUUUCCUGUUUCUUUUUCUUGUGGAAAUCCCAAGGGUGAAAAGUAUUUUUCUCCUAGUAGGCAGAGUUUGAAACUACAGGCAGAUGACACUGAUGAUGAUGUGAAGAUAGCAUUAGUUUUAACAGAAGCUUCACAAAGAGUUGGCUCUCCUCAGGUUUCUCAGACACCGAACCGUAGGACGGACAGCGCUAUGUCCUCACCUGUUGAGACAGCUGAAAGAAAUUGUGUUAAAAUAGGUAUGGGAAAUGCCAAGCUUCUUAGUAAUGAAGUGGACGAAGAAGAGGGAAGCAUGGAAGCGGACACUGGAGAGCUUUUGCGGUAUAAGAAUGAUUCGGUGGAAACUGGAACCUUUGGUCGAACAGCACAGAAGGGAAGAAGAUCUUAUGGUAAAAAGUUGGAAAUUGAUGAUAAUGGAGCCAAUCAUUUUGAUGAUAUCAAAGAGGCAUGUAGCGGUACAGAAGAAGGUCAAAUAUUGGGUGUUGUGAGGGGUAAACUUGAAAUGGAGGCCACAUAUGAAAAGAAUUCAAGGACCUCUUUACAAGGCCCUAGAAAGAGGAGCAAAAAAGUUCUUUUCAGCAGAGACGAAAGCACCGCUUUUGAUGCUCUACAAACGUUGGCUGAUUUGUCUCUGAUGAUGCCAACAGCAGAAAAUGAAGAUGAGUCCAUGAUCCAGUUCAAUGAUGAAAUUGAUGAUCAUGUUGAUGAAUCUGGCUCCUUGGAGGCCGUGCCUGCAAACAGACAAAGAGACAAACGUGGAUCUGGGGGGGUUAGAUCUAGAUGGAGUCAACCUUUAUCAAAGUUUGAAGUUGUUUCCGCUACAAAAUCAAAGCAUGGUAAAGUUACAUCUACUGAUGUUACUGCUGUUCCCGAACCAAAGCAGGCGAGGAGGGCACAUAAAGCAAUGUCGUCUAAGGCUCGAAAAACUGAAGGUCAUGUUAACAAUAAUGUUACUGGAUCUGAGGAAGCUGAGGCAAAAGAAGCAUCAAAGAAGUCAACCAAUAAGGGUAAAAGAUCCUAUCAGAGUGCAUCCCCGAAAUUAAUCAAAGAUCAAGAGCCUUCAUCAUGUGCAGAUCCAAGAACAGAACGAAGUGAUUCAGCUCAAUCAACUGCAGAGAUCCCUGUGGCAAACCAGGUUAACUUACCUACUAAAGUUAGAAGCAGGCGUAAGAUGGACCUGAAAAAACCUCAAAGACAAAAAGAUUUGAAAAUUCCUGAUAAAAGUUUGGAUGAUACUAGUGCUUCCUUCACUGCACUUCAUGACAGAGCAUUCAGUCUUAAGGAAAAGAUUUCCAAUUGCCUUUCUAACCAUCAGGUACGAAGAUGGUGUACGUAUGAGUGGUUCUACAGUGCAAUUGACUACCCUUGGUUUGCCAAAAGGGAUUUUGUGGAGUACCUGAAUCAUGUUGGAUUGGGACAUGUUCCAAGGUUAACUCGUGUUGAAUGGGGUGUCAUAAGAAGUUCUCUCGGAAAACCACGGCGAUUCUCUGAGCAAUUUCUGAAUGAAGAAAAGGAGAAGCUUAAUCAAUACCGGGAAUCUGUCAGAACACAUUACACUGAACUUCGUGAAGGUACCAGGGAAGGACUACCCACAGAUCUUGCAAGGCCAUUGUCAGUUGGGCAACGUGUCAUUGCAAUCCAUCCAAAAACAAGAGAGAUUCAUGAUGGAAGUGUACUGACAGUUGAUCGCUCAAGAUGUCGUGUUCAGUUUGACCGACCUGAGCUCGGGGUUGAAUUUGUCAUGGACAUUGACUGUAUGCCUCUAAAUCCAUUUGAAAACAUGCCCACACUACUUACAAGGCGUGCAGAUGCUGUUGACAAGUUUUUUGAGAGUUUUAAUGAGCUCAAGGUGAACGCACGAGCAAAUGAGUAUAUGAAAUUUCCGGCCUGUGACAACAUGGAGAAUGGAAAUGUUUUCUCUCAUUUCUCCCCACCAAGUCAUCCUAUCAGUGAUCUCCUAAAGCAGACAAAGGUGGCUUCAGCAGAAGUGGAUAUGCAAUCUAGAUCUGGAGUCGUGGAAACUGCCACAUAUCAAUCGACAGCAUAUUCAAAGUCUUCUGGGGUCGCUCAGAUUCAAGCAAAGGAAGCUGAUGUUCAAGCUCUUGCUGAGUUGGCCCGUGCCCUAGACAAAAAGGAAGCAGUGGUUUCAGAGUUGAGGCGCAUGAAUGAUGAUGUGUUGGAAAACCAAAAGAGCAAUGAUUGUUCUCUUAAGGACUCAGAGCCUUUCAAGAAGCAAUAUGCUGCCAUGCUAAUACAGUUAAAUGAGGUCAAUGAGGAGGUUUCUUCUGCUCUAUAUCGCUUGAGACAGCGGAAUACCUAUCAGGGAAGCAUUCCACUCGCAUUCCCAAGGCCAGUUCCAAAUUUUGCUGUUCCUAGUACGUUGAGCACUUUUGAUCGUUGUACAAGUCAGCCGCAAGAAUCAGGGUUCCUUGUCAAUGAGAUAAUAGAAAGUUCAAAAAUCAAAGCCCGGACUAUGGUAGAUGCAGCAGUGCAGGCGAUGCUUUCACUUACUGAUAGAGACAACACCACUGAAAAGAUUGAGGAGGCUAUUGGUUAUGUGAAUGAUCGGAUUCCACUAGAUGAUUCUUGCAUGCCAACUCAACCUACUGAUCCUAAGUCAAAGAAUAUGUCAGAUAAAAAUGAAGCAGAAGUUCCUUCAGAACUUAUUACUAAAUGCGUCGCUACUUUGCUUAUGAUUCAGAAGUGUUCGGAGCGACAGUUCCCACCAGCUGAUGUAGCAAAAGUACUGGAUUCCGCUGUAGCAAGCUUACAACCCUGUUGCUCACAGAACUUUCCAAUCUAUGCGGAAAUACAGCAGUGCAUGGGAAUAAUCAGAAACCAAAUUCUGGCAUUAGUACCGAUGUAGACCAUGUAUUAUCAACACUUAUUUUCUUGGCUCUUGUAAAUUCACCAUGUAGAUAACUAGCCUUAUUCAUGGUUCAGCUCUCAAAUCAAUGCAAACUCACUUUUUUGCUGCCACUUCCCAUUGUUCUUCAAUGGUGAUUUCUAUAUUUUUUUUCCUCAUAAUGGAGGCUAGUCUUUACUUGAUCAGUUUCCACUAUAACUAGUCUAAUGGUGGCUUUGCUGAACCUGUAGCUACACCUGCUAAUUGGCUUGGAAGUUUAGAGGCAUGAAAUAAUAGAAAUUUUAGAUUAUUCUUA
This is a messenger RNA of Nicotiana attenuata, 3914 nucleotides long. Its product is annotated as protein ALWAYS EARLY 3. Gene Ontology annotation, biological process: regulation of transcription by RNA polymerase II; DNA-templated transcription; regulation of cell cycle. The record is from RefSeq and is a predicted model, not a curated record. Gene Ontology annotation, molecular function: DNA binding. Gene Ontology annotation, cellular component: transcription repressor complex; nucleoplasm. The coding region runs from base 206 to 3619 and encodes 1137 amino acids. The transcript is spliced from 21 exons. NCBI's taxonomy places the organism in Eukaryota, Viridiplantae, Streptophyta, Magnoliopsida, Solanales, Solanaceae.